CGUCGGGGUUCUGCAUCCAUGGAGCAGGCCGGGGGUUCGAGUACGGAACUUGCUAAGACCAUCAAACCUAUUGAUCGGAAGUCGGUCCAUCAAAUUUGUUCUGGGCAGGUGGUACUGAGUCUAAGCACUGCUGUGAAGGAGUUGGUAGAAAAUAGUGUGGAUGCUGGUGCCACUAAUAUUGAUUUGAGGCUUAAAGACUAUGGGGCGGAUCUCAUUGAAGUUUCGGACAAUGGAUGUGGGGUAGAAGAAGAAAACUUUGAAGGCUUGACUCUGAAACAUCAUACUUCUAAGAUUCAAGAGUUUGCUGACCUAACUCAGGUUGAAACUUUUGGCUUUCGGGGGGAAGCUCUGAGCUCACUUUGUGCACUGAGUGAUGUAACUAUUUCUACCUGCCAUACGUCUGCAAAGGUUGGAACUCGACUGGUGUUUGAUCACAAUGGGAAAAUCAUCCAAAAAACCCCCUAUCCACGGCCUAGAGGGAUGACAGUCAGUGUCCAGCAAUUAUUUUAUACACUACCUGUGCGCCAUAAGGAAUUUCAAAGGAAUAUUAAAAAGGAGUAUGCCAAAAUGAUCCAGGUCUUACAUGCAUACUGUAUCAUUUCAGCAGGCAUUCGUGUAAGUUGCACCAAUCAGCUUGGACAAGGAAAACGACAGCCUGUGCUAUGCACAGGUGGAAGCUCCAGCAUGAAGGAAAAUAUUGGAUCUGUGUUUGGGCAGAAGCAGUUGCAGAGCCUCAUUCCUUUUGUUCAGCUGCCCCCUAGUGACUCCAUCUGUGAAGAGUACGGUCUGAGCUGUUCGGAUACUCUGCAUAAUCUGUUUUAUAUCUCAGGUUUCAUUUCACAAUGUGCUCAUGGAGUUGGAAGGAGUUCCACGGACAGACAGUUUUUCUUUAUCAAUCGACGACCUUGUGAUCCAGCAAAGGUGUCCAGACUUGUGAAUGAAGUCUACCAUACAUAUAAUCGACAUCAAUAUCCAUUCGUUGUUCUUAACAUUUCUGUUGAUUCAGAAUGUGUUGAUAUCAACGUUACUCCAGAUAAAAGACAAAUUUUACUACAAGAGGAAAAGCUUUUAUUGGCAAUUUUAAAGACCUCUUUGAUAGAAAUGUUUGAUAGUGAUGUAAACAAACUUAACGUCAGUCAACAGCCACUGUUGGAUAUUGAAGGUAACUCAAUAAAAAUUCAUGCAGCAGAAGUGGAAAAGCCUCUACCAGAAAAGCAGGAUAAUUCCCCUUCAUUAAAGACUCGAGGAGAAGAAAAAAGGGAUGUGUCUAUUUCCAGAUUGAGAGAGGCCUUUUCUCUUCGUCACACAACAGAAAACAAGUCUCAGGACCUGGAGACUCCUGAACCGACACAGAGCUCUCCAAGACAGACAAGGAGUGUACCAUUUUCCAGCACUUCAGAUUCCAUCUCUGGCAGAGGUGUGCUGGGCCCCCAGGAAAAGGUGAUGUGUUCUAGUAAGGGCUCCAGUGAACAUACGGACAGAGCAGAAUUGGAGAGCUCGGGGCACAGCAGCACUUCAGCUGACUUAGAGGAAGGGGUCAGUACCCCAGACACCAGUGGUCACUGCAGCAGUGAGCAAGUAGUGUGCUCCCCAGAAGGCAUGUUUUCACAGGAAAAUGUGGAAUUUUGUGAGAAAUUACCUGAAACUGACUGUCAUUUUUCAGACAUGGAAUGCCAUUUAAACCAAGAAGAAAUUGGAUAUAAAUCUAGAGUUUUGCCCCAGCCAACUAAUUUUUCAUCCUCAAACACAAAGCGUUUAAAAAAAGAAAUUCCUUCAAAUUCUGACAUUCCUCAGAAGUUAGUAAAUACUCAGAACAUGUCAGCAUCUCAGGUUGAUGUAGCUGUUAAAAUUGAUAAGAAAAUAGUGCCCCUUGAUUUCUCUAUGAGUUCUUUAACUAAACGAAUAAAACAGCUACAUCACCAAGCACGGCAAAGUGAAGGUGGACAGAAUUAUAGGAAAUUUAGGGCAAAAAUUUGCCCUGGAGAAAAUCAAGCAGCAGAAGAUGAACUAAGAAAAGAAAUAAGUAAAACGAUGUUUGCCGAAAUGGAAAUUAUUGGUCAGUUUAACUUGGGAUUUAUAAUAACCAAACUGAAUGAGGAUAUCUUCAUAGUGGACCAACAUGCUACGGAUGAGAAAUAUAACUUUGAGAUGCUACAACAGCACACUGUUCUCCAGGGUCAGAGGCUUAUAGCACCUCAGGUGCUCAGUUUAACGGCGGUCAAUGAAGCUGUUCUGAUAGAAAAUCUGGAAAUAUUCAGAAAGAAUGGGUUUGAUUUUAUUAUUGAUGAGAGUGGUAAUAUUUAUCAAAUAAUGAAUUUUUCUCAACAUUUUAUUCUUUUAGCUCCAGUCACUGAAAGGGCUAAAUUGAUUUCCUUGCCAACUAGUAAGAACUGGACCUUUGGACCCCAGGAUAUAGAUGAACUGAUCUUUAUGCUAAGUGACAGCCCUGGGGUCAUGUGCCGGCCUUCCCGAGUCAGGCAGAUGUUUGCCUCCAGAGCCUGUCGAAAGUCUGUGAUGAUUGGAACUGCUCUUAACACAAGUGAGAUGAAGAAGCUCAUCACCCACAUGGGUGAGAUGGACCACCCCUGGAACUGUCCCCAUGGAAGGCCUACCAUGAGACACAUUGCCAAUCUGGAUGUCAUUUCUCAAAACUAACAUUUCUUGCUCACAGAAUUACAGAUUUUAUUGCAGAUCUUUCUGUUUUGAAAGACAGUUUUAAUUAACCUUUUUUUUUCUUUUAAAAUUAACCUGCUACUUGAAAAAAAGAGUACCAGACUAAUUUAAAAGUGGUCUUGAAAACCUUUUCAAACC
Molecule: messenger RNA, 2811 nt
Organism: Carlito syrichta (Philippine tarsier)
Lineage: Eukaryota; Metazoa; Chordata; Mammalia; Primates; Tarsiidae
Gene: PMS2
Product: PMS1 homolog 2, mismatch repair system component
Exons: 15
Coding region: 19-2655 (878 amino acids)
Biological process (GO): mismatch repair
Cellular component (GO): MutLalpha complex
Molecular function (GO): ATP hydrolysis activity; ATP-dependent DNA damage sensor activity; ATP binding
Source: RefSeq, a predicted model, not a curated record